GACAUCGAGUUCUACUUGUUAGUAAACAUGUAGUUUGCCGGUUGGCCAUGUGAUUUGGAUGCUUAGGCUUUUCAGAUCAUGAUUUGAGAUAUUUUUUAAAAGUGUUAAGUAUGAAUUAUAUAUAAACAAAUUACUAGCAUCGGUUGAUAAUGUGAUCUUUGCUUAAAAAAAUGUAUGGUAUCGAUUUAAUCUAAUCUCAAUGUACGAAUGAUACAAAUGAUACACAGAAAUAAAAUCUUCAUCGAGAUUUAAUACAGCGGGUAAGAAUAAAAGACACGUCCAACGCUCAGUGCUUUCAGUACCAGUCUCGCUGGCAAAAUGAUGCUAUUUCUCAAUGUUUUGUGUACUGUGCUGAUCUGUGUAUCAGCGAAGGAGAAUUUGGUGUCGAAAAAGGAUACGGAUAACUUUGUAUCCUUAACAGAAACACCUAAAUAUGUCCCAACGUGGUCUAGUCUAGAUAAUCGACCGCUUCCAUCCUGGUAUGAUAAUGCAAAGAUUGGAAUUUUUAUUCACUGGGGUGUAUUCAGUGUACCUAGCUUUGGUUCUGAAUGGUUUUGGAACAAUUGGAAAGAAGAAGCUGGAAGCACAAAAUAUCAUGAUUUUAUGAAACAAAGAUACCCUCCAAAUUUUACCUAUCAAGACUUUGCACAUGAUUUUACUGCUGAAUUCUUCAAUGCAUCUGAGUGGGCAGAAAUAUUCAAAGCAUCAGGUGCAAAAUACAUUGUACUAACAAGCAAGCAUCAUGAAGGAUAUACAUUAUGGCCAUCAACAUAUUCAUUCAGUUGGAACUCUAUGGAUGUGGGACCAAACAAGGAUCUUGUUGGUGAACUGGCAAAAGCUAUUCGAAGUGAAACAGACAUAAGAUUUGGUUUGUAUCAUUCCAUGUAUGAAUGGUAUAAUCCUCUUUAUGUAACGGACAAAAGAAAUAAUUUUACAACAAAUAAAUUUGUAACUCAAAAAAUAUUACCAGAGUUACAGGAAUUAAUAGAAAUUUACAAACCAGAAGUAAUCUGGUCAGAUGGAGAUUGGGAAGCAUCAGAUUCUUAUUGGAAAUCAAAAGAAUUUUUAGCAUGGCUAUAUAAUGAAAGUCCAGUAAAAGACACAGUAGUAGUGAAUGAUAGAUGGGGCAGUAAUAUGCCAUGCCAUCACGGUGGUUUCUUUACAUGUACUGAUCGUUUUAAUCCUGGUGUACUUGUCCCACACAAAUGGGAAAAUUGUAUGACUAUUGAUAAAAAAUCUUGGGGAUUUCGCAGAAAUGCUGUUUUAUCAGAAUACUAUACAUUGGCAGGAUUAGUGAAAGAAUUAAUAAUUACUGUAAGUUGUAAUGGAAAUUUACUGAUGAAUGUUGGACCAACAAAAGAUGGCAUUAUUUCACCAAUAUUUGAAGAUAGAUUGCGUGGAAUGGGAGCAUGGUUGACGAUUAACGGAGAAGCCAUUUUCAGUACUAAACCUUGGACUGUGCAAAAUGAUACUUUGACAGGAAGCGUUUGGUAUACGCAAAGUAAAGAUGAAAAACGACUAUAUGCCUCAAUUCUAGAAUGGCCAGAUAAUAAUACGUUGUUCUUAGGUUCGAUUAAAAGUAUUUCACCAAAUAGUGAAAUACAUAUACUUGGCUAUUCGUCAAUUAUUCAUUGGAAAGAAUCUAUUGAUAAAUUAGAAGUACAUUUACCUGCUGAUGCACACAGAGGACAACCAGCUUGGGUAUUAAAAAUAGAGUAGAAGUGAUUAUAUUAUAUAAAAUAGCGUUUUAUAAAAAUAAUUUUUUAUUCAAUAUGUAGUUUAUUAAGAAUAUAU
This is a messenger RNA of Linepithema humile (Argentine ant), 1794 nucleotides long. Its product is annotated as alpha-L-fucosidase-like. Gene Ontology annotation, cellular component: lysosome. Gene Ontology annotation, molecular function: alpha-L-fucosidase activity. Gene Ontology annotation, biological process: glycoside catabolic process; fucose metabolic process. NCBI's taxonomy places the organism in Eukaryota, Metazoa, Arthropoda, Insecta, Hymenoptera, Formicidae. The record is from RefSeq and is a predicted model, not a curated record.